Molecule: messenger RNA, 698 nt
Organism: Porites lobata
Lineage: Eukaryota; Metazoa; Cnidaria; Anthozoa; Scleractinia; Poritidae
Source: the annotation of a GenBank genome assembly
UUAGAAAUAGUAUUAUCUUCUUUUAUUGACAAUAAACAAAAUGUUUGGUUUAAGGGUAAGGAUGUUGCCCAGAUUCUAGGAUAUCGUGACACUAAAAAGGCUAUUAAACAACAUGUCAAUUAAUAACUUCAAAAGCUGGGGGGUACGUUUCACCCCCCCAAGUCCAACAAAAUGAAACCAAGGGCCAAAAAGCUGCUGUGGACGUUUCGCCCCCUCAGGUCCAACAAGGUAGAUGGUACACAUUCAUCAAUGAGCCCGGCUUUUAUGAACUUGUAUUUAGUUCUAAAUUAAAAGCAGCUAAAAAAUUCUGCCAUUGGGUAUUCACCACAGUCCUUCCAUCUAUCCGUAAAUACGGCUACUACAAACUUUUUAAAGAUGAAACUAGAGCAAACCAAAGAGUUAUAAUUGGUGGUAAACACCCAGUGUUUACUAAUUAUGCAGCUUCUAAAAAUGGUGAAAUUGUAAAUGUAAAAACUGGAAAAAUUAAGAAGAUGACAAACAAUGGUUUUGGUUAUUUAUUUUUUACUUUAUACGAUAAAAAACUUGAAAAACCUAAAAAUUAUCGUCAGCACAGGUUUGUUUACGAGGUAUUUAAAGGAGUAAUUCCAAGAUGCUUAGAGAUUGACCAUAUUAAUAAUAUUAAAACAGAUAAUAGAAUUAAAAAUUUACAAAUAAUAAGUCAUAAGAAAAAUUUAGGA